This is a messenger RNA of Xenopus laevis (African clawed frog), 1419 nucleotides long. It is a transcript of the gene stom.L, whose product is annotated as stomatin L homeolog. The record is from RefSeq and is marked provisional. Gene Ontology annotation, cellular component: membrane; plasma membrane. Bases 22 to 867 code for a protein of 281 amino acids. Lineage: Eukaryota; Metazoa; Chordata; Amphibia; Anura; Pipidae. The transcript has 7 exons.
GUGGAAGUGAGUGAGACAGGCAUGGCCGACAACACCGAGCUCAAGUCCAGGAGGGAAAACCCAGAUUCCAGGAAUUUUGCUAUUUCGGAGGGCGGGCUUGGAUGCUGCGGCUGGUGUUUGGUGAUUCUGUCCUUCAUCUUCACAAUCCUCACCCUCCCCAUAUCAAUAUGGAUGUGCAUAAAGAUUAUUAAGGAAUAUGAACGAGCUAUCAUUUUCAGACUCGGACGUAUCCUGCAAGGUGGAGCAAAGGGACCAGGUCUGUUCUUCGUUCUCCCCUGCACUGACAGCUUCAUCAAUGUGGAUAUGAGGACCAUUUCAUUUGACAUCCCUCCCCAAGAGAUCCUGACAAAGGACUCAGUCACCGUCAGUGUAGAUGGCGUUGUCUACUACCGGGUCAAUGAUGCUACCCUGGCAGUGGCAAAUAUUACCAACGCAGACUCUGCCACCCGUCUCCUGGCUCAGACCACCUUGAGAAAUGUCUUGGGGACUAAGAACCUGUCCCAGAUCCUCUCUGACAGAGAAGAGAUUGCCCAUAACAUGCAAUCCACGCUGGAUGUUGCAACAGAUGACUGGGGUAUCAAGGUGGAGCGAGUAGAGAUUAAGGAUGUGAAGCUGCCCAUUCAGUUGCAGAGAGCGAUGGCGGCAGAAGCAGAGGCUGCAAGGGAAGCCCGAGCCAAGGUCAUAGCAGCAGAGGGGGAGAUGAACGCCUCCCGUGCCCUGAAAGAAGCCUCCAUGGUCCUCUCCGAAUCCCCAGCCGCCCUGCAGCUGCGCUACCUACAAACGCUGACCACCAUCGCCUCUGAGAAGAACUCCACCAUCGUCUUCCCUCUGCCCAUCGACCUGCUGAACGGACUGAUGAAAAAAUAGAUUCUGAGGUUUAAGAACGGCCAAAUGUAAUUCAAAGUGAUCAUUUCCUGGUCGGCUUUCUCUUCUCGCCGAGUCCGGUUUUCCGAAACCAUUUCUGUGUCCAAAAAUUAUUUCAUCUAAGUUUUGAUUUUGAUUCUUUGACCCAUUAAAACUGUUUGGGGAAAUUAGAUGUUUGUAAAUCUAUGAAUAUAAUAAAUAGACGCUGACAAAUGUUAUCCUAUUCUUCUGUUACUCCCGGGGGGGGGUCACUAAGCAGUUUGGUAAGAUGCUAUUUAGGGGUGCACGUUGAGUAGCCCCAGUACUAUGGAGAAACCACAGCUACGUGUGUGUAACGCAGAAAACAAUGAUAAAAUAUAUAGAUUUUUGGGAGCAGAUUACAAUGUAAAUAAGCUUUGCUAUGAAUCUGCAGGGAGUCUCACAGAAGACAAAGUUCUGCAUUGCACUCUCAGUCGGCACCAUGUGUGUGUUAGUUUCAUUGAGGAUCUGUUUUGUUUUUAAUGAAUUGCACUGUUUUUGUAUCAUUGUACCAAAUAAAUACUCGCUUUAACUGUG